Molecule: messenger RNA, 3543 nt
Organism: Morone saxatilis (striped sea-bass)
Lineage: Eukaryota; Metazoa; Chordata; Actinopteri; Moronidae
Gene: ppfia2
Product: PTPRF interacting protein alpha 2
Exons: 28
Coding region: 137-3373 (1078 amino acids)
Biological process (GO): synapse organization
Cellular component (GO): presynaptic active zone
Molecular function (GO): protein binding
Source: RefSeq, a predicted model, not a curated record
GGAGCUGAACGCCUGCAGAGAGCAGCUGCUGGAGAAGGAGGAGGAGAUUUCUGAGCUCAAAGCUGAAAGGAACAACACCAGGCUACUGCUGGAGCAUCUGGAGUGCCUGGUGUCCAGACACGAGCGGUCGCUUCGUAUGACAGUGGUCAAGCGGCAGGCUCAGUCGCCCUCAGGAGUCUCCAGUGAAGUUGAGGUCCUUAAAGCACUCAAGUCCUUGUUUGAACACCAUAAAGCCCUAGAUGAGAAGGUAAGAGAGAGACUACGGGUGUCACUGGAGAGGGUGUCUGCCUUGGAGGAGGAGCUCACAGCAGCCAAUCAGGAGAUUGUGGCCUUACGGGAACAAAAUGCUCACAUUCAGAGAAAAGUGGCUUCCGGAGACGGAGGAGAGGACAUACUGGAGGGCAGUGAAGCUCAGCAGAAGGUCCAUGGCAAGCGUCUGUCCAACGGCUCUCUGGAGUCGGCCCAUGAGGCGAGCCAGGUGGUGGAGCUGCAGGACCUGCUGGAGAAGCAGAACUACGAGCUGGCCCAGAUGAAGGAGCGCAUGUCCUCCCUCUCCUCACGGGUCUCCGAGGUGGAGCAGGAGCUGGAGACCGCCCGCAAGGACCUCAUCAAGUCAGAGGAGAUGAACAACAAGUACCAGAGGGACAUCAAAGAGGCCAUGUGUCAGAAGGAGGACAUGGAGGAACGGAUCGUGACAUUGGAAAAACGCUACCUGAGCGCCCAACGGGAGUCCACCUCGGUGCACGACAUCAACGACAAACUGGAGAACGAGUUGGCCAAUAAGGAGGCGUUCCUUCGACAGAUGGAGGAGAAGAACAGGCAGCUACAGGAGAGGCUAGAGCUCGCAGAGCAAAAGCUCCAGCAGACCAUGAGGAAGGCCGAGACGCUGCCGGAAGUAGAGGCUGAGCUGGCCCAGAGGAUAGCAGCCCUCACCAAGGCGGAAGAGCGUCACGGGAGCAUUGAGGAGCGAAUGAGGCACUUGGAAUGCCAGCUGGAGGAGAAGAACCAGGAGCUGCUACGGGCUCGGCAGAGAGAAAAGAUGAAUGAGGAGCACAACAAGCGACUGUCGGACACGGUGGACAGACUCCUCACAGAGUCCAACGAGCGACUUCAGCUACACCUGAAGGAGAGAAUGGCAGCUCUAGAAGAGAAGAAUCUGCUAAUCCAAGACUCGGAAGGUUACAGGAAACAGUUUGAGGAGUCAAUCCAAGAAAAAACACAGCUGGCAGAGGAGAUAGAGAAACUGAGAUCGGAGCUCGACCAAUUCAGAUUGAGGGCAGGCUCCCUCACAGAACCCACCCUGUCACGGUCUCAUCUGGACACCUCAGCUGAGCUCCGAUUCUCGUUGGGAUCUCUGGCUGAAACCCAGUCGGACCACUACCGCUCAGCCAAGGUCAUCCGCCGGCCAAGGAGAGGUCGAGUAGGUCUUCGUGAAACCAAGGCUAAAUCGCUGGGGGAGCAUGAAUGGCGCUCGCAGCAGCUCGGGGUUCUAGGAGGCCACCACUUUGAGAGCGACACCGAGAUGUCGGACAUCGACGACGACGACAGGGAAACGUUGUUUAGCUCGAUGGACCUGCUCUCACCCAGCGGCCACUCUGAUGCACAAACUUUGGCCAUGAUGUUGCAGGAGCAGCUGGACGCAAUCAACAAGGAGAUUCGGCUGAUCCAGGAGGAGAAGGAGUCGACGGAGCUGCGGGCGGAGGAGAUAGAAAACCGGGUCGCCAGCGUCAGCCUUGAGGGCCUCAACCUGGCUCGAAUGCACCACCCUGGAGCCUCCAUCACUGCCUCAGCCACCGCCUCCUCCCUGGCCUCCUCCUCCCCGCCCAGCGGACACUCCACCCCUAAACUUGAUCCUCGAAGCCCUGCCCGCGAUAUGGAGCGCAUGGGGGUCAUGACACUGCCCAGUGAUCUGAGGAAACACAGGAGAAAGAUAGCAGCGGUGGAUGAGGAUGGCCGCGAGGACAAGGCCACCAUCAAGUGUGAGACAUCCCCCCCUCCGACGCCACGCACUGUCCGAAUGACACACACACUGCCAGCCUCCUCGCACAAUGACUCACGAGGGAUCGUGUCCUCUCUGGAGGCUGAGGCCAGCGCUCUGAGCAGCGUAGCCAGCAGCCAAGAUUCCCUCCACAAGCAGCCGAAGAAGAAGGGCAUCAAGUCCUCCAUCGGACGGCUUUUCGGCAAGAAGGAGAAAGGCAGACUGGGACAUAUGGCACACAGACAGGUCAUGGUUGAUCCACAAGCGACCAUGAUGGACCCAGACAUGGCGGGCCAGGACAUGGGUGUGGGCAAGCUGGGAACUCAGGCCGAGAAGGACCGCAGGUUGAAAAAGAAACACGAGCUAUUGGAGGAAGCCAGGAGAAAGGGUUUACCUUUCGCCCAAUGGGAUGGCCCCACAGUUGUAGCCUGGCUGGAGCUGUGGUUGGGAAUGCCGGCCUGGUACGUGGCGGCAUGCCGCGCCAACGUGAAGAGUGGAGCCAUCAUGUCGGCCCUAUCUGACACCGAGAUCCAGAGGGAGAUCGGUAUCAGUAACCCUCUACACCGACUCAAGCUUCGCCUGGCCAUCCAGGAAAUGGUCUCCCUCACCAGCCCCUCGGCUCCGCCCACCUCCAGAACCAAGUCACAAUCUGAAGAGGGGAGCUGGGCACAGACUCUAGCUUAUGGUGACAUGAACCAUGAGUGGAUAGGGAAUGAGUGGCUGCCCAGUCUAGGACUACCUCAGUACCGCAGCUACUUCAUGGAGUGCCUGGUGGACGCACGCAUGCUGGACCACCUCACCAAGAAGGACCUGAGGGUGCACCUCAAAAUGGUGGACAGCUUCCACAGAACAAGUUUACAGUAUGGAAUCAUGGGUCUGAAGAAGCUCAACUAUGACAGGAAGGAACUGGAGAGACGCAGGGAGCACAGCCAGCAUGAAAUGAGAGACGUACUGGUGUGGAGUAAUGAGCGGGUCAUCCGCUGGGUGCAGAGCAUAGGCCUGAGAGACUACGCCAACAUCCUGCUGGAAAGCGGUGUGCAUGGAGCUCUGGUCGCCUUGGAUGACAACUUUGACUACAGCAGUCUGGCGCUGCUCCUCCAGAUCCCCAACCAAAACACUCAGGCACGUCAGAUUCUGGAGCGAGAGUACAAUAAUCUGCUGGCGCUGGGCACCGACAGGAGACUGGAUGAGGAUUUCCAUGGUCCGUCAUGGAGGAGGCAGUUCCCGCCCCGAGACGUUCACGGUAUAAGUAUGAUGCCCGGAUCAGCAGAAACGCUCCCUGCUGGAUUCCGUCUCACCACAACGUCUGGUCACUCCCGGAGACUGCCCCCCGAGGUCGGACCCUCUGCGGUGCAGCGGCUGGACAGCUCCACGGUGAGAACCUACUCCUGCUGAGGGGAGGAAGAGAGGCACCUUAAACUGUACCCUGUACAGUUCUGAAUGGAGAUUAACUAGGGGAGCUGCUGGAUAGGCCAACCUGCCGAGGAACAAACCAUUCUGACGACAUGCACUGCCAAGAAGCCCUGCUCUCUCUCCUCUCCUCUCUGACCCCCUUUCCCGACCCU